AUGAAGGCUUCUGUCGCUGCCGCCAUCUUGGUUUUCACUGCCUCUGCUUCCGCGAAGAGCUUGUUCAACAAGCGCGCCGACUUCCCCAUUCCUGCUUCGCAGGGCUCGGUCACGUACGAUGCCGCCGAGGAGAUCUCCGGUACUUUCGAUGGUGGUCUGAAGACCUACGGUCGUGGCGUCUCCUGCACUGGUCAGGAGGAGGGUGACGAUUCCGACGCUGUUUUCAUCCUCAAAGAUGGAGCUACGCUCAAGAACGCGAUUAUCGGUGCCGAUCAGAUCGAGGGUGUUCACUGCGAGGGCUCUUGCACCAUUGAGAACGUUUGGUGGGAGGCUGUAUGUGAGGAUGCUCUCUCCCUCAAGGGCGACGGCGAUGCCACUGUUACCGGCGGUGGUGCCACUGGCGCAGAGGACAAGGUCAUCCAGCACAACGGUGCCGGAACCGUCACCAUCGACGGCUUCACCGUCGUCGACUUCGGCAAGCUCUACCGCGCCUGCGGAAACUGCAAACAGAGUGCCGAGCGUCAUGUCGUUAUCAAGAACGUUGUUGCUGAGUCUGGCAAGCUUCUUGCUGGCAUCAACAGCAACUUCGGUGACACUGCUACUAUCUCCGGCACCUGCGCAACAGGUGUUAAGGCGAUUUGCACUGAGUUCGAGGGUACCACCCCUGGUAACGAGCCGGAAGAGACCUCGUCCGGCCCUAGCAACGCUUGCAUCUACACCGAAUCUGAGAUCGCUACGUGCUAGAGGGUGGUGCGAGUGGAUGAGCAUCUUCAAAGUGUUCUUUGGAAUGCAUCAAAAGGGGACUGGAAACCUUUGAACGGGUUCUUGUAAAUAUACAUUCGAAGCAUAUGC
This is a messenger RNA of Paraphaeosphaeria sporulosa, 852 nucleotides long. Its product is annotated as pectate lyase E. The coding region runs from base 1 to 744 and encodes 247 amino acids. Gene Ontology annotation, biological process: pectin catabolic process. NCBI's taxonomy places the organism in Eukaryota, Fungi, Ascomycota, Dothideomycetes, Pleosporales, Didymosphaeriaceae. Gene Ontology annotation, cellular component: extracellular region. The record is from RefSeq and is a predicted model, not a curated record. The transcript is spliced from 2 exons. Gene Ontology annotation, molecular function: pectate lyase activity.